CGCGCUACGUACAUUUACACUUCCGGGUUUUUUGAAAUGUAUCAUUUCGCUUGUGAUGUAUCGAUGAAACUUGUUGCCCGGGCAGAGAAUAAAGAGGCGCCUGGCUGUAAUUAAAGCGACACUUUGUUUAAAUGCAAAAGAAACAGCGGCGGUGAAUACUGUCAUGCUGUGCGAAUGAGACUCUCACUGGACUCGCUCUGAUGGACUGAUGUUGCUCUGUUGUGCCUCAUGACCGGACGAACAGCAGCAUGACGCGCCUGAUGUUUCUAGCGGCCGCGGUGCUUCUUCUGUCCGCUCCUGCGAGCGCCUCUCAGGGGGACAAAGAGCCCGUCUAUCGCGACUGCGUCAAACAAUGCGUCCGGACCAACUGCACAGGGGCCCGACUGCGCGGAUUCCAGUCCUCUCAGCCUCCAUACAUGGCACUCACUGGCUGGACAUGUCGUGAUGACUGCAGAUAUCAGUGCAUGUGGACCACCGUGGGUCUGUACCAGGCGGAGGGCUACAGCAUACCACAGUUUCAUGGGAAGUGGCCGUUUGCUCGUUUCCUGUGUUUUGAGGAGCCUGCGUCUGCGCUGGCGUCUCUGCUCAACGGUCUGGCUUGCCUGCUGAUGCUGCUGAGAUACCGCAGCGCCGUCCCUCGACAGAGCCCCAUGUACCAUACCAUCACCGCCUUCUCACUGGUUUCCCUGAAUGCAUGGUUCUGGUCGACAGUGUUUCACACGAGAGACACCUAUCUAACAGAGAAGAUGGACUACUUCUGUGCAUCAGCAGUCAUUCUUUACUCGAUCUACUUGUGCUGUGUCAGGACAUUGGGCUUGCGUAGGCCUGCAAUCUCCAGUAUGAUGGGAGCUCUGCUCAUUCUGGCCUUCACGUCUCAUGUGUCUUAUCUGACCUUUGUCAGUUUUGACUAUGGGUACAACAUGACUGCCAAUGCCACCAUAGGCAUGAUAAACCUGUUGUGGUGGUUGUGCUGGUGUUGGCUGAACCGCAGGAUUUUGCCGUACUGGUGGAAGUGUGGGAUGGUGGUGCUCUUACUGCAUGGCCUUGCCUUGCUGGAGCUGCUGGAUUUCCCUCCUCUCUUCUGGGUCCUAGACGCUCAUGCCGUCUGGCACCUCAGCACCGUGCCCGUCCACUUCCUCUUUUACAGUUUUCUGAUAGAUGACAGCCUUCACCUCCUCAACACAGAGAAGCCUGGAGUGAAACUGGACUAGGAGGAAACCGUCUCAGAACCUCAACCCCUCCUCUGAUAUCCUUCCCAUGUGGGCAAGUGCGAGCCGGACUGAGCCAUGUCUCAACCGCAGUGGCUUCCGGCACAUGUCCUGGGGCUGAAGUUCAGAAUAUCAUUGUUUUCUUUGUUUUUACAGUUUAUUUUUACCAUAACUUUUUAUUUUUGCAUUGUACAGAAAGGGUUGUUGUUUGGGCUGAUUUUAAAGAUGUGCCACUGUACUGUAGUAGAAACCUGAUAGAUGUUUGCAUUCACUUGAGCUUUGCCUUCAAUUAAGAAGUGAAUCAGCCUUUAUCAUCACAGCACUCUUUUAAAAAGGUGCACUGAAUAAUAACCAUCUUUGCAGAUGAAUAUCUUCACAUAAGUUGUUCAUAUCUCCCAUUCAUAUCCGUCUACAUUUGUGGUGCUUGAUUUAGUGUCCCUGAAGUGAAUAUAUCUCAGAGAUAUAAGUAGAUUGAGCUUUAGUUUUAAACACCCGUUCACUAUAAGCGUGCUGAACGUCAAGAGGGGUUAUGAGAGAGCAGUGUGCUCGGUUUCUGAGACCUAUGGCGGUUACCUCACUAGGGUCAACACCAGUGGCUACCAGCAGAGGGAACGCUUCCAUACUGCGGGAAGUCACUUUUCGUUCGCUGUUCUGUGAAUUCCCAUCAUAGAUUUGUAAUGGAUUGAAUGCUUUGUUGUUGUAGCAGUACAUAAUCAAGUUACCCAUUUUUCCAUAGCCAUCACUCACUUUAAAAACUGUAUAUAGAAAUAGUCCACACACAAAUGAAAAUUAGAGUUGAAAAUUAAUAUAAGGAAAAGUUUAGUAGAAUGUUCAUAUAAUAAAAAUAAAAGGUGAUCAUUGACCGACAAGCUUUAAAAAUGACAAAAAGUACCAUUAUAUGUGCUCUAUAGGCCUAUUCACAUCAAGAACGAUAACUAUGAAGUUUGAAAAUGUUCUAAUUCUGUUAGAAUAAGGAAGUUUCCAUCAUUAUAACAAUGAUGACACAGGAAUGAUAUCAUUGGAAUCACUUUCAUUUGUUUUGAUGAAAACAUUGACGGCCAAUCAGAAUUCAUCUUGCUUUAAAGCGCUCAAGCAUUUUAUUGAAAAUCAAGUUUUUAAUGUUGUUUACAUGUCUAUCAGGUGUUUUUUAUAUGCCAAACCAUGUGCAAACUCAUCAGUCAACACCAUUGCAGAUCAUUUUUUCCUUAAAACUGCGGUGUACCAAAGAAAAAUGCAGUCAAAAACAUGUAACCAAUCCAGUCAUCUUGUGGCUUUUUAUAUUAUUAUAAAAGCUGUUUUUACCUAAAGAUGUAGAUUUUAGAAUGUAGCUGUCUAAGACGGUGAACAGGAGUGUGGUUUGUGUAACAUUAGCGACAUUUUAUUAACUGUUUGAUCAUGUAGUCGGAUCAUAGGCUAAUGAUAUAUACUGUUACAUGUCUGAUGUUUUAGAAUGAUAUGCAUAAAAUGCAUUACCAUUCUGAUACAGUGUCUUAUAAACGGCCCUGUAUAAUUCAUUCUUCCUCCUCUUCUGUGGAAUCAGUUUUUGGUUCAGACAUAUGGCCGAAUUAAUCCAAUAUCACUACUGGCCAUCGUUUAGCAUUUAGAACUUCAGUUAAUUGAGUAAAAGUAGAACAGGUAUUCAAAAAUCAUGUGAUUGAGUGGAGGUGGGGUCUAAUUUGCAUAUUCUCGGAUCCGCAUAUAUUAAAUGAGAUAAAGGUAGAGUUAUGUUCAAGACAUUUUAAGUUAUGAAGAGAAAAUAUUUCAUGUUAUCAUUAUAGUUAUAUUUCUUGGUGUGAACAGACCUUAUUUCAAGUCUCUGGACCAGAUUUACUAACAGCUUGUGUCAGCGCAAACCAUCUUUUUGGUGUUUACAUAGUACUGUCAGGAUUUACUUAAGACGCACAGUGACAAAUUAGCACUGAAAAGGCGUGGAUGCAGUUAUUUUUACACCUUAACUUAUUUAAUAUGCAUUUGGAUGAGUUUCCCUUUCAGACGCAAAAUUGAUGGGUGGAAAGUAUUCAAAUAAAUCAAGCAACACGAUUUACUAACAAUUGCGCUCGUCAAGUUACUGGUAUUUGUGCAAUUAUUUAACACUCCAAAAAGAUUGUCUUCAAUUAUUUUGUGCUUAAAAAUGGCUGCAAUUGUUGUUGCAAGGAGGAGCCCUCGCAGAGAAGGGAGAGGAGUUUUUUUCCACACAUUAAUUUAUUUGGAAUUCCAGAAGAAAAUGUUGUCAUACAUAUCGUUUGCAAAGCCAUGUUAUUUUUUAUUUUCUUCAGGAAAUUAAAGACAACUUGGAAUCCUCAACUAGGAGUCCCACAAUACCAGCUCUAUCAAAUCUUCUUGCAACCCUUAAUUUUUUGGCCUAUGCUUCUUUUCAACGUACCGUGGCUUCUUUAUUUCUUUAUUCGUUAUUUGUGACUUCACUAAUUUGCGCUGCACUUGGUAUAUUCCGUUGGUCGAUGUGUAAAUUAGAUGAUGUGUCUGUUUUCUGUCAUUUGCGCAUUGUUAGUUAAUCACCCACAGAAAUUUUCACACCCAUCUGCGCUGUUUUGAAAUUGCGCUAACACUUUAAUUUUCCCUGUUUAGUAAAACCAAAAAUUAAAACGUUAUUUAUCAAUAAUAUUCUACUCAAUCUCUUGUCACAUGACAUGGAAAGUAUGAUGAUAAAUGGUGCUUUUACUUUUGGUCACUCUGUGCUUCCAUUUCAUAGAAAAAUACAGCAUGAACAUUCUGCUAAACUUCUCCUUUUGCAUUCCAUGAAGGAAAAUCUUGAGUAAAUGAUAUUUGGGUCAACUAUUAAUUUAACGACUCUACUUGGAAUGUCUAGUAUCAGCACCACAGAGCUACUCAUUGCCUGAAUAUAAAUAUAAAAUACUGAAUUGAUUCUUAUGACAUAAAGAGUUAAAGAGUGGCAUGAUAUGUGAUAGCUAAGAACUUAAUUUUCCUUUUGACUAGGAUUUUAUAUAGCAUGUUUUUUUUUCUCUGUUGCUGCUUUAUCUUUGGUUUUAACUUCCUUGAACCUUUUGUAUAUCUGAUCACUUUGCGCUUUAUUUUGAUGUCAUUUCCGUUUGAUUAUUUUCACCAAGAAUGCCUUUGCAGUGAAAAUAUUACAGAGAAUUGAGUUUCCACAGAAGGUAAUGGAAAAGGGAUAAAAAAAAGGAUUUGUGUGUGUGUGCGCGUGUGUGUUUAGUUUGUGCAAUUUGAGCCGGUAGUGCAUCACAUUUACACACAUUUAUUACUAUAGCAACCUGACAGCUACCACAGCUUAUAUCUUUAUUAAUGUUACUAAGCCCUUUCUCUUCAGAACGCUUGUAUUUCUUUGCCUUACAUUUUUUAAUCUUUUUAUUGUUCAUACAAGGCUUCUCCAUGUGCGAGUAUUCACAAAUAUCUCACCAUCCACAAACUCUUAUUCACUUGUGCCAGAAUAUUUCUUGUUUAAUUUGAAAGCGAAUCCACACUUUUACAGAUUCUAGAGUUAUUGUGACUUGAGCCAAAAUUAUAUUUGAUUGCCUGAUAUGUCUUUGCUCCAUAUCAUCACUUGUGCACUUUAUGUGUGUGUGUGUGUGUGUGUGUGUGUGUGAGAACAAGAGUGCAAGCAUGAUCAGCCUGGAGGGUAAAUAUAGCCAUUUAGAAAGGCUAAAAGCGGUGUAGAGGGGGAGGGGGCAACAAGGGUAUCCAGAACGGUGAUGGCGUGGGCCGCUGAUCAGACUCAACAAUUCACUGCAUCUGUCUAUUGAGAGUCUUAAUGAGCAGAAAGUCAAUACUACAGUAUUUAUAUAGCUAUGAGGGAGUUUAACCACUAACUACAACUUUUUAAGCUUGUUAAUUUAAAACUGUGAUCAAACUGAAGAAGUGACCGAUAUUUCUAAUGUGGCGUACAUCUGAGUUCAGUGGAUUAUAGAAAAACGAAAAUAAAGUGGGACUUGGUUCUGUUUUUUGGUUGUUGAUUGGAAUUUGAGAUGUGGGUAUUGCAUUCAACAGUGGAGGCAGAUAAAUAUGAGCUUGGGGUUUAAUCGUACUAUUAUAAUAACAUUUUCUUCGAAGGUCCAUUUUAAAAAAAAAUGUAGACGUAUGCAUGGAUUAAUAUUCAUAACACAAUCUAUAACAUGCAUUUGAAAAACAGAUAGGAUGACUUUACAAAUUAUGCUUUAAAGGAAACUUAUAUACAGCUCUAUAACCAGCAUCUGUGGCAAGAUGUCCAUUACCACAGAAAAUGCAACAAAUUUCCAAGAGAAAUUUCGACAUGUAGUAUGGUUUGUAAAAACUAAAACAUGAUGGAAAUGUUGAUGAAAAAUCCCCAUAGAGUAGUUGGACUUUUACAAUUGACAUCUAUGGGGUCUCAUUGUGCCAAAUGCAUUUCAAAAUAUCUAACUCUCGACACAAAUUUUGUCUUUGUUUAUACAAAUUGAGGAAGGAGAUAAUUUUAUUUUUAUUUAUUUAUUUUUUUUGCUUUGGUGAUUGACAGAUGCUUCUUGAAUAUUCCAGAAAGUUAAUACAAUAUAACUUUUUCAUGGAUCACCUGUACUAACUUAUUGCUUUUCACCUUCCCUUUUUCUUUGUUUUUAAAGCAGAAUGCAUCAAAGCAUCAAAUUAAAACUGUAAAAUAACCUGCAUGCUGAAUGUAUACUUGACCGUUUUUUUCAUGUUUGAAAACAUGAAACUUAAAAGAAAGGGAAUGAGAUUUACUGUAUGCCUGGACUGGAAAAUGGUUGUUUUCUGAAGAGCAUUUCUUUAUUUCUUUUUUGACACUGUUGUCUGUAUGUAAUGUAACAGAAGGCCAAACACCAGAGGUGACUUCUGGGUAUUCUAAUUGUUAAUGUCCCACAGGAUUUCCCUCUUCUUCAGUGGCCAGUUUGACUGUGGCCAUCCACAGGCUCAACAAAGACUUGCCCUGUGUAUCUCUCUUACCAACAAUUUCUCUUCUCACUCUAUCUGUCCCUUUCUCUUGCUCUCUUUCUUUGUCUUGGUAUUGUAUUGCACCUUUCUCCACCAAUUGUACACAGGUCCAAAUGUGUAUAAAGAAACCUCAAAGAAAUGAAUAAACUGUUGUAUAUUAA
This is a messenger RNA of Carassius auratus (goldfish), 6265 nucleotides long. Its product is annotated as post-GPI attachment to proteins factor 3. The coding region runs from base 249 to 1211 and encodes 320 amino acids. The transcript is spliced from 8 exons. Gene Ontology annotation, cellular component: endoplasmic reticulum membrane. The record is from RefSeq and is a predicted model, not a curated record. Gene Ontology annotation, molecular function: hydrolase activity, acting on ester bonds. Gene Ontology annotation, biological process: GPI anchor biosynthetic process. NCBI's taxonomy places the organism in Eukaryota, Metazoa, Chordata, Actinopteri, Cypriniformes, Cyprinidae.